CGUUUAGGUUCGUCACGUAACGCUCGUUACAGAAAAGAAGUCGGCCAUAGUCGGGGCAUGCACUGCGGCGAACAUGGCAAACUGUUGUCUAAUUUUCACAGGGUUUCUCGCGAUCUUGGUCGCCAUUAUCGUUGGCAUGUACUUCAAUCGAACUAUACCAGAAGGAAUGCCUAACGAUCAGUUAACCGGUCUGCGAGUGCUGAGUGUCGCCUCGGAUAUCGUUCAAUUUCUGGGCUAUACAGCUUCACUGUUUAGGAUUGGUGACUCACCAAUGGAAAAUGAGAAAACAAUGCAGGGCUGGGCAAUUGCACUGAAAACUGCCACUAAAAAAGAUCAUGAUCAUGAAAGGUUCUUGGAAAUCAGAGAUGAAAAGAUAGCCAACAUUCCUGUUCGUAUUUACAAACCAAAGAAAAUUGAUGCAGGCAAGAAAUCAACUGGGCUUGUUUUUCUGCACGGUGGUGGAUGGACUAUUGGAACUGUUGAGCGACUGGCAAGUGAGAGACUCGAACGUAUUUUCAAGACUGAAGGCCUUUCUGGGAUGAGAUUAGUACCGGAAACCGGAUAUUACGAUUUUAAGCGACGUCGGCGUGAGUUGAUAGAAGAGGUGACUAAAAAAGUUGAGCCUAUACAGAUAUUUGAUAAAGAAGGCAAACUUCUACGUGAAUAUUCCCCGACUGAGGCUACCUUCGGAGACAGUAAAAACAUAUUUCCUUCAAAGAGACAUGAAAGGAAAGAUAUAUCAGUAAAGGUUUGCCAGUCUUAUGUCAAAGGAAAAGAUACUCAAGAGGAACGGCAGGAAAGUAAACGACUUGUUGAUGAACGUAGAUGGGCAGAGUCGGGCAGUGAGUGUGCCACUGCGAGUGAUUUUUUCAGCAUUGGCACAGGUUCAGGGUUUAUUCUUCAUAACCAUUUUAUAGUUACCAGUGGGAGUGUACUCAAAACCUAUGAUGAGGCGGAGAGUCAUCAGAUCCGUAUUUCUAAUGCAGUAAUUGGUAAAUUACCUUGUAAGGUCGCAUACCAAGAUGUGGCUAAAGAUUUGGCUUUACUUUAUUGUCCAGAUCUUAAUUUAGAGCGAAGUGGAAUUCGUCCGUUGCAUUUGUCCAGCCAGUCAUUGUUACCAGGCAUGCCAAUAUUUUCUUUUGGCUAUCCCAUGGGUCACGCAGGAGAUACAGCUCUUUUUGUGACUGGUGAUGUAUCCAAAAUAAGCUCGUCAAUGAUGUCUUUAAAUUGCCCACUCAACUCUGGCAAUUCAGGUGGUCCAGUGAUAAGUCGGAUCAACAACGGUCAGUUAAAAGUGCUACAGCUGACAUUGUUAUCGUUUGAUAUUUUCAGGUACAGAUUGGCACCCAAGUACACCUUCCCUGCCCAAUUCCAUGACUGCUAUGCUGUUGUUAAGACCUUGCUAGCCACCGGUGAUAAGUAUGGUAUUGAUACUAGCCGCCUUGUUGUUUCCGGGGAUAGUGCUGGUGGUAACCUAGCAGCAGCUGUAGCUCUUAAGCUUCGCGAUGAAGGGAAACAACAACUGGCUGCUCAGAUUCUUAUAUACCCCCCACUACAGUUCAUGGACUUUUCACUCCCUUCCUAUAAAAAGCUAAGCACUUCAUUUCUAACAACGUACAAAAUGGCAAGUUACUGGUCCUACUACAUGACAGGAACUCCAGACAUGGUUUCUUCAUUUUUGGCACACAGUCAUUCAAAGCAUCUUCAGAACACAAAGUACUCUUCUUACAUCGGAGUUGAGGAGAAGGGGCAGCGCAAACCUCAGAUAAAGCCACUGGAUGGAAUUCCCGAGGUUGUUUUGGAUGCUCUUACUGAUUACAGAGCAAGCCCUUUGAUGGCAGAUAAUUUGAAGGGGCUGCCCAAAACUUUACUGAUGUCAUGUGAAUUUGAUAUUCUUAAAGAUGAAAAUGUUUUGUAUAAGGCACGUUUACAAGAUGCGGGAGUUAAAGUGACACACUACAAUUACAUGACGUAUCACGCCUUUAUGUUUGUUCAGAAUGACCCUAUGUUUACGACAGAAGAGUUUAAUCAAAUGUUUCGAGAUUUAGUUGAUUAUCUGAAAGAGUUGUAGGACAGUGGUGUAAUGGACAAUUCCUUCUAUUAGAUGCACCUGCAGAGAAUCAUUUUAGUUGUAUUCAUCAUCUUAGACUGGAUAUUACUGUUUUGAUGAAUACAAGGUCUACCAUGAUUCCUGAUUCCCUGCAGGUGAGUUUCAUAGAGAGAACUGGUCAAUACAUUUUGCUAAAAUUUCUAGAGAAAUGUGUACUUAUGCAUCAGUACUACGGUGGCCAGCAUGUGGUUUUCACCUCAUAUCAAGGUCCUUCCAAUUUGGCUGAAUGGCGGGGUUGGUUCAGUGGCCUA
This is a messenger RNA of Orbicella faveolata, 2361 nucleotides long. RefSeq names its product deacylase AADAC-like. Gene Ontology annotation, cellular component: membrane. NCBI's taxonomy places the organism in Eukaryota, Metazoa, Cnidaria, Anthozoa, Scleractinia, Merulinidae. The record is from RefSeq and is a predicted model, not a curated record. Gene Ontology annotation, molecular function: carboxylic ester hydrolase activity.